Oppiella nova is the source of this 570-nucleotide messenger RNA. Lineage: Eukaryota; Metazoa; Arthropoda; Arachnida; Sarcoptiformes; Oppiidae. The record is from the annotation of a GenBank genome assembly.
AAGAUCUACGCGUGGGAAGUCGUCAAUGAGGUGCUCAAUGAGGACGGGGACAGCAUAUUCUCGCGAACUCUGGGCUCUAGUUUUGUUGAGGAGGCCUUCCAUACGGCACACGCGACCGACCCUAACGCCAAGCUAUACAUCAAUGACUACGGCAUCGAAGCCAAGAACAAGAAGUCGGACGCCUUAUACGAGUUGGUGAAGGAGUGGAAGGCUAAGGGAGUUCCCGUUCAUGGGGUCGGUAUGCAGGCGCACUUCAGGGAGGGUAGUGUUCCCUCAACCCUUCAGGAAAACAUUAAACGAUUUUCCGAUUUGGGAGUGGAUGUGGCUAUUACUGAGCUUCAGGUUAGGUAUCUGAUGCCUGCCUCAGCUGAUAAGAUUGCCAACCAGGCCCAGGAUUAUAGCCAUGCUUUCAGCGCCUGUGAGAAUGUGGACAGGUGUGUCGGGGUUACCGUUUGGGGGUUUACCGAUAAAUACACGUUUUUCUUCGACAAGGGUUAUGGGGAACAGCAGCUGUGGACAAAGGAUUUUAAGCCCAAACCCGAUGUUGAGGCCGUGGAUAAAGUUUUGAAA